AUGUACUCAUGUUGUCCCGAGCCUCUAGAUUUACGGAUAGACAGCAAGAAGAGAGUACGGGAAGAUGACAGCUCUCAGAUUUACUACAAAGAUGGUUAUGGAAGUUAUUCAACUGAAUGUGCCUCAUAUCCCCAAUUCUUUCCUAGUGGAAAUUGCUCAUUGGCCCCAUGUACAGUUAAACAAAGUUUGGACCUGCAGCAUCUGUCCAUCAGACAGGGAUCACCAAUCUCAGAUGAAGGUUUUGAUGAGCCAAGUAUACCUGAAGAAACACUGCCACGGUUUUUAAACAUCCAGCAGUAUACAGAUUCCGACAGAGACUCACAUAGCUGUCGCAGCAUCUCUUCGAGCCCUAAAGACAGGAGGACAAUAGGCGGGGAAGUAGUGCCAUCUCAUGAGAAAGAAAGGAGAAAACCAGGUCGUAAACCAGGACAAGUGUCUAAUGUUCUUCAUCUGUGGGAGUUCAUGAGAGACCUUUUGCACACUGCAGAUGGCAGGGGAAUUAUUGAGUGGAUCUCCAGACAAGAUGGUGUCUUCAGGGUGGUCAACUCAUCUGAAGUUGCUCGUUUGUGGGGUGAGAAGAAGAAGAACAAGAAACAGAUGACGUAUGAAAAACUCAGUAGAUCACUAAGGUAUUCAAGAUUGGAAGGUUACUUCGCAGACCUUCCUAAAGACAAAAACUACCCUAAAAAACUCUGUUUCAAGUUUGGAUCAAAAGCAAAAAAUUGGCGGUAG
Messenger RNA from Candidula unifasciata, 732 nucleotides. The record is from the annotation of a GenBank genome assembly. Lineage: Eukaryota; Metazoa; Mollusca; Gastropoda; Stylommatophora; Geomitridae.